Molecule: messenger RNA, 891 nt
Organism: Phytophthora infestans T30-4
Lineage: Eukaryota; Oomycota; Peronosporomycetes; Peronosporales; Peronosporaceae
Exons: 4
Coding region: 1-891 (296 amino acids)
Source: RefSeq, a predicted model, not a curated record
AUGAAGCAAGGCUCAUUUACCUUUCAAACAACGCUUCUCGUCUUCUACUCUUCCCGCAUUCCUGAAAGUGCUACAAUACAAACCCUGGCCUUUCGAGCCGCUGGGCAGCUUCCAGAUCAUUUUGAGGUGUUCAUGGAGUCUAUGACCACACGUAUCAUGGACUUGAACACGCCAACGCUCCACACGAAGGAGACAAUCGCUCCUCUGGCUCUCAAGAAUGGACAUCGCGACUUGUACGAGAACCUCUGUUCAUUUGGAGUAGACUUGACGAUACGAGAUGGCAAUGGGGAGGCUGUGCGGGCGGUGAGAACGGAGCAAUCGUGGCCACGUGAGGUAUCGAGAGAGGCGGCAAGUACUCAGCAAGUGGAAGCUACGGACAAGAGCUCGGUAGCGUAUAGAAACAGUCAACGUCCCGCACAUCGUAAGCGAACUGCGUUUAUCCAACGCGGAGCAGCGCUUCAAAGAGCUGGAAAAGGCCAUGAGAGCUCGACAAGGAAGAGGAAACGCAAGAGCGGCGAAGCUUCUGCAACGUCUGCCGCAGCAGAAAUGCCUAACUUAAUUGAAACUUUGUUCCUUGGAGCAAAAACGACGUCGAAUAACGCCGAUGUUUCACUUGCGAACACUUCGGCCACAUUCGCUCGCUUGCGAGACCUCAAUAUCCUUGCAGAAGACAAAGCCAACGACGUAUUAUACGCAUGCAACGUCAUCAGUCAGCUCCGAGAGGCAACUGCCCAGCCCUCUGACUCUAGCGAACUGGGCAUGGGCAGUGUGGACUCGCAGAAGCUGACGCCACACCCGUUAUCCACCUCAUGCAAAAGUUCUUUCAAGUUGGCCACGCUUGCGCCUGUGCGUCGUGAGCUCUCAGAGCUCACUGAGCUCAGCUCACUGUAG